Metarhizium brunneum ARSEF 3297 is the source of this 354-nucleotide messenger RNA. It is a transcript of the gene BOL3, whose product is annotated as BolA-like protein 3. The record is from RefSeq and is a predicted model, not a curated record. Lineage: Eukaryota; Fungi; Ascomycota; Sordariomycetes; Hypocreales; Clavicipitaceae. Gene Ontology annotation, cellular component: mitochondrial matrix.
AUGAUCCGCCAACCCUGGCGCGCAGCCAGCCGCCGGCUGCUGCUCCUCCCGCCGCAGCCCAGUCCCAGAUUCAGAUUCUCCUCCUCGACCGCAACCGCCGCCUCGCAGGAGCAGCCGUCCAUGACGCCCGCCGAGUCCGCCAUCGCCGACCUCCUCCGCGCCAAGCUCCAGCCCACCGAGCUCCUGGUGCGCGACGUCUCCGGCGGCUGCGGCAGCAUGUACGCCAUCGACAUCGCCUCCCCGGCCUUCAAGGGCGCCACCAUGCUCAAGCAGCAGCGCAUGGUCAACGCCGCCCUGGGCGACGUCAUGCGCGCCUGGCACGGCGUCCAGCUCAACACCCGGGUCUCCGAGUAA